This is a messenger RNA of Andrographis paniculata, 2262 nucleotides long. Its product is annotated as neutral ceramidase 2-like. Gene Ontology annotation, cellular component: extracellular region. Gene Ontology annotation, molecular function: N-acylsphingosine amidohydrolase activity. The coding region runs from base 1 to 2262 and encodes 753 amino acids. NCBI's taxonomy places the organism in Eukaryota, Viridiplantae, Streptophyta, Magnoliopsida, Lamiales, Acanthaceae. The record is from RefSeq and is a predicted model, not a curated record. The transcript has 9 exons. Gene Ontology annotation, biological process: ceramide catabolic process; long-chain fatty acid biosynthetic process; sphingosine biosynthetic process.
AUGAUCAAUCAUCCAUGCAUUCUCAUUCUCCCCUUGCUUCUCGCGGCACUCUCCGGCGCCGUAGCCGGCGACUACUUGAUCGGAGUAGGAAGCCACGACAUGACCGGUCCGGCGGCCGGAGUGAACAUGAUGGGCUACGCCAACAUGGAACAAGUCACCGGAGGCAUACAUUUCCGGCUCAGGGCGCGGGCCUUCAUUGUUGCGGAUCGCCGGCCCGGCCCGGAUGGCGCUAGGUUUGCGUUCGUCAACCUCGACGCCGGGAUGGCUUCGCAACUCGUCACCAUCAAGGUGCUCGAAAGGCUCAAAACGAGGUACGGCGAGUUGUACAACGAGGAAAAUGUCGCGAUAAGCGGGACGCACACGCAUGCCGGCCCGGGGGGUUAUUUGCAAUACGUGACGUAUUCAAUAACCUCCCUCGGCUUUGUUCCGCAAUCGUUCGAUGCCCUUGUGACGGCGAUCGAGCUUAGCGUCGUCCAAGCCCACGAUCGCCUCAAGCCGGGAUCGAUUUUCAUCAACACAGGGGACGUGAAGAAUGCAAGCGUAAACCGGAGCCCGAGCGCCUACCUAUUCAACCCUCCGAGCGAAAGGGCGAAGUAUCAAACCAACGUUGAUACACUAAUGACUCUUCUCAAAUUUGUCGACGAAACUAGCGGGAAAAGCAUCGGCGCGUUCUCGUGGUUUGCGACGCACGGCACAUCGAUGAGCCGGGACAACAAGCUCAUCAGCGGAGACAACAAAGGCGCGGCCGCAAGAUUUUUCGAAGACUGGUUUUUCGACAACAACGGAAGCUCGACUUUCCCGGCGUCAAACGCUGAACAGUCCAACGUCGCACGUGCGUCGACAAAACAAUUGUCGAGGAUCAAGGCAACAGGAGGGCAAGCGUGCAACAAAACAGCGAGCCGGGAGUCGAAAGUAAGGAAGAACGACGGAUUGCGAUUUGUCGGAGCGUUUUGCCAGUCAAACGUCGGUGACGUGAGCCCAAACGUGCUCGGCGCGUUCUGUUUGGACUCCGGCAAGCCCUGCGACUUCAACCACUCGACGUGCCACGGCGAUGAUCAGCUCUGUGUCGGUCGCGGUCCAGGAUAUCCAGAUGAAGUUUUGAGCACAAAGAUCAUAGGGGAGAGGCAGUAUCAAAAAGCUGUGGACUUGUUCACUUCUGCCGAGUCGAAAAUCGCCGGAAAGAUCGAUUCGAGGCUCGUCUACCUCCACUUUACAGACAUCGAAGUCGCGCUGAAAGGAAACGAGGUUGUCAGGACAUGCCCUGCCGCGCUCGGACCAGGUUUCGCUGCUGGAACGACUGAUGGACCGGGCGUUUUCGGUUUCAGACAAGGCGAUACUAAAAUCAACGAGUUUUGGAAGACAGUGAGGGAUGCUAUUAAGGAACCGAGCAAAUACCAGGUCGAAUGUCAGAAGCCCAAGUCGGUUCUGCUCGACACCGGAGAGAUGUUUUGGCCAUACGAUUGGGCGCCGGCGAUUCUUCCGAUUCAAAUCCUCCGGUUAGGACAGCUGGUGAUUCUAUCCGUACCAGGGGAGUUCACUACAAUGGCUGGAAGAAGGCUGAGGGAGGCAGUUAAGGAAACACUUAUUACCUAUAACAACGAAGAGUUCGACGACAAUACACACGUCGUCAUCGCAGGCCUCGCCAACACAUAUUCGCAAUACGUCGCCACAUUUGAAGAGUACAAACAGCAGCGCUACGAGGCUGCGUCGACUCUCUACGGUCCUCACACGCUGUCGGCGUACAUUCAAGAAUUCGAGAAACUGGCGAAAGCAGUGGCGACGGGAGAUCGUAACAUAUCGAGAGGACCCUCGCCGCCCGAUCUUUCGUCGGUUCAGAUCAGCCUAUUGCAGGAUCCUUCAGGCGACUCGCCUCCAGCAGGGGUGAGAUUCGGCGACAUCAAACAGGACGUGAAGAGUAGGAAAUUUAGGGCAGGGGAGAAGGUAAGGGCGACGUUUUGGAGCGCAAAUCCGAGGUAUGAUCUGCUGACGGAAGGCACGUUUGCGGCGGUGGAGAAGCUCGAAAAUGACAACAGUGACGAUCGAUGGAAGCCGGUGUACGAUGACGAUGACUUCUGUCUUUUUUUCAGAUGGGACAGCAGCUCCGGCGACUCUUACGGCAUCGCGACGAUCGAAUGGGAAGUGCCGGAGGAGGCUGUUGAUGGUGGGAUAUAUAGGCUCAGGCAUUUUGGGGCGUUUAGGACGGCCAAAGACUCUCCUGUGGAAUAUUUUACGGGAGCAUCGAAUGGAUUCACUGUGUCUUAG